Molecule: messenger RNA, 390 nt
Organism: Soboliphyme baturini
Lineage: Eukaryota; Metazoa; Nematoda; Enoplea; Dioctophymatida; Soboliphymatidae
Source: the annotation of a GenBank genome assembly
AACUACUACAAGUGUCCAGAAUGCGGCAUGACCGUCGAGACGCCUAGCCAACUGCGCAGUCAUCUGGUGAAUCGCCACGUUCAGGCGCGCCCCUUUGCAUGUUCCUUUUGCACAAAGAAAUUUAAGAACAAAUGCGACGUGAAGCGUCACGAGGCGAUGCACAAUCAAAAGUCUAUGCUAGAAUGUAACCAGUGCGACCGCAAGUUUCGGUGGCAGAUCUCCUUGCGAGCCCAUCAAAAAAUUCAUGCCCAAAACGGCAAGCAGCACUACGUGUGCCAUCUGUGUCGUGCGCUGUUUUGGCGUGGCUAUAACCUGAGCGUCCAUCUGAGGGACAAGCACGACGUUUCCAUCCCGCUUGGUCACUCUCGUUUCAUGUACGUGCCGUGGUAA